This is a messenger RNA of Aspergillus candidus, 1128 nucleotides long. RefSeq names its product Bys1 family protein. Lineage: Eukaryota; Fungi; Ascomycota; Eurotiomycetes; Eurotiales; Aspergillaceae. The transcript has a single exon. The record is from RefSeq and is a predicted model, not a curated record. The coding region runs from base 250 to 957 and encodes 235 amino acids.
CCACCACCCCUGCAUCUCCACCUCGCAUCCCACAUUCCACACGCGCCGCACGGUACGAUCUCGAAUCGCGGAUGUAACAGGAAAAGGGUUCCUCGGCCAGUCAGGCUGUCGUGCAGGUCUGGAACGCCGCCACAGGGCUGCGGGUGUGUUUCUGCGCUGAUCCUGUAAUCCCCGAUUCGGGGCGUCCCUUGCAGAUUGUCUUGGUGGAUAGGGUGAGACGGCUGGGAUAAAAGUUUUGACCUGGGUAGGAUGGAGGACGGAGGUGGCGAUUGGGGUAUAAAUAUGGGUUGCUUCGCUGGAGAAGAAGAGAAGAGAGAAAGCAGACACUCACUCGUUUUCUACGUUAUCAAUUACAUUCGUUCUCUGAAUCCAAACAACAACACUCGUUCGUUCUAUCCAAGCAGAUCAAAGAAUCCAUCAAGAAAAAUGAAGUUCAACCUCCUCCCCCUCUCCCUCCUAGCCACCCUGGCCGCCUCCCACCCCUCCACCACAAACAGCACGGCGGCCAUCACCCACCCCGGCACCGACACCAACACCACCUCGACCGCCUCCCCCGCCGCAAACCCCGGCCACGCGAUCGUGCAAAACAACUGCGCGGAGCCCAUCUACCUCUGGUCCGUCGGCAGUGGCGUCAGCGUGGAGAUUCCCAUCCCGGGCGGCGCACACUACAGCGAGACAUUCCGGCACGACCAGAAGACCGGAGGGGUCAGUCUGAAGGUGACGAGGGUGGCGCACGGGCUGUACAGCAGUGCGCCGCAGACGGUGUUUGCGUACAACGUGGUGGGCGACUCGGUGUGGUAUGAUCUGUCGGAUGUAUUUGGGGAUCCAUUCAGGGGGUCCUCGGUUACGCUGUUGCCCAGUGAGCCGGUUAUUCGGUGGAGUGAUGGGGUGCCGCCCGUUGGGAGUAUGGUGAGGGUUGUGGCGGCUGACCAGGAUUUGAGGUUGACAUUCUGUUAGUGUGGAUAAUGGAUUUGGAUUGGGAUCUUUGUUGUGGCGAGUGUUUGGGGAGUAGGAAUGUGGAGACUGAUUGAUGUUGAUGUUGAUGUUGAUGAUAUGAUGAAUAAGGUAGAAUGAAUAACCUCGGACUUCUGGCCGACCUUCCUGAUGGGGAAUCCCCGCACUUUGUCC